Molecule: messenger RNA, 3824 nt
Organism: Uranotaenia lowii
Lineage: Eukaryota; Metazoa; Arthropoda; Insecta; Diptera; Culicidae
Gene: VGlut
Product: vesicular glutamate transporter 1
Exons: 8
Coding region: 771-2570 (599 amino acids)
Biological process (GO): transmembrane transport; monoatomic anion transport; neurotransmitter loading into synaptic vesicle
Cellular component (GO): synaptic vesicle membrane; excitatory synapse
Molecular function (GO): neurotransmitter transmembrane transporter activity; L-glutamate transmembrane transporter activity
Source: RefSeq, a predicted model, not a curated record
CCGUCGUCCUGUUCGGUCUAGCAUAGGCGCGUGAAAUUUCUCUGUUCCGGUGGCCGUGUGUCUGUCUUUUGGGGAGGUCACUGUGUGUAGCGUUUUUUGUGAGGCAGAGUUGGGGGUCGGUAGAUUCUUUCCAUAUUAGAGGAUCCUUUUGGGGCUCUGCAAAUCGGGAAGCGUCGAGUGUGGAGUGAGACGAAGCUCUGCUAGCCCCAGAGUCCUGGGGAUUUGUUCAGAGUGCAGAAGCAGAAGCAGCCAUCGAUGAUUUGGAUUGCAGUGCAAGUUGUUGGAUAUUACCCUGGUGGCUUGGGUAAAGUGUGAUCUUUAUGGAUCGGAAGUAAGGAAAGCGUUCGAUAGUGGUCAUUAUCGUUGAAACCGUUUGGAAUUACUUUAUCCAAUAGAGAAAAACCACGAAUCCCCUAUGAAAGAAAUGAUUUGCAAUUGUGCAGAGUGAAAAGAUAGAUGGUGUAAAUGGUGAUCUGUGAAAGUGAGUGCUCGUUGAAAAGGAUUACUUAGUUCUUAUGUGCUAGUGAAAAAUAUAUCACAUUCUGCAGCAGAAAUGGAUUUUGAAGCUGCAAACUGAAAUCACCAUCAACAACGAUGACAUGAUUACAGGGGAAGUGGAAAUUCCUUUCGAUUGGAGGAACACUUGAGCCCGUUCCUAGCGGAUAGGGUGUGUAAUCCUUAUCCGAAAAACCUCAAAACAUCAGUUCUCCCUAUCCAAUCGUAUAAACCCCUGAAUUGAGAGCGGAGUAGUUGCGAAAACUUGCUCCAAAAUGGCUGCCUUUGCAACAGGACUCAAAGAUCGCGCUGCCAACGUUUUCAGCGGAAUGGGCUUCGAGAAGUUCGAGAUGCCGAAGCACGGCUACGACCAGAUGGACGGCAGUGGGGUUCCCGGCGGCGGAGGAGGUCCCGGGGGAUACGAGGGCGGGGGCGUCGAUUCACCCCUAUCGUUCGAGGAAAUCGAACGACCACCACUGCGCCACAUCGACAAAUAUGUGAGGGCCGAAUGUCCCUGCAUCAAAACGACCCGAUACACGAUCGCCCUGAUGACCUGCCUCGGGUUCAUCAUUUCCUUUGGCAUGCGAUGCAAUAUGGGCAUGGCCAAGCUGCAGUUCGAGAAUGGGGAAGUCAAAUACAACUGGACCGUGGCCAUGGAGAGUGCCGUAGAUUCUUCCUUCUUCUGGGGCUACCUGGUAACGCAGGUACCCGGAGGAUUUCUCGCUUCCAUGUUCCCAGCCAACCGAAUUUUCGGUACUGCCAUCGCCUGUUCCUCGUUCCUGAACCUUCUGGUUCCCGGUGCCAUGAUGCUGCACCCGACCGUCGUCAUUCUGGUGCGAGUCCUUCAAGGUUUAGUUGAGGGAGUAACGUACCCAGCUUGUCACGGUAUCUGGCGCUUCUGGGCUCCUCCGCUGGAACGAUCCCGGCUGGCUACGAUGGCCUUCAGCGGUUCCUACGCCGGGGUGGUGAUAGGAAUGCCCAUGUCCGGAAUUCUAACCGGAUGGAUCAGCUGGCAUGCUCCGUUCUACUUCUAUGGGCUGAUGGGCAUCAUCUGGUACUGCUUCUGGCUGUGGUUGUCCUUCGAAAAGCCCCGGCAGCAUCCGACCAUCACGGUUAAAGAAAUGAAAUACAUCGAAAAGUCUCUGGGCGAGUCGGUAACGCUGCCGAUGCCAACGAUCGCCACGACGCCUUGGCGGGACAUGGCCACUUCCAUGCCGGUCUAUGCAAUCAUAGUGGCCAACUUCUGCCGCUCCUGGAACUUCUACCUGUUGGUGCUGUACCAAAGCGCAUAUCUUAAGCAUUCGUUUGAUUUCAAAAUUGAAGAGACUGGUAUAUUAGGAGCACUGCCACAUCUGCUGAUGACCAUCAUAGUUCCAUUUGGCGGUAUGUUGGCGGAUUAUUUGAGAAAAUCUGGCAUUAUGACCACCACCACGGUUCGGAAGCUGUUCAAUUGUGGCGGUUUCGGUUUAGAAGGGCUGUUCUUCCUGGUGGUAGCCCAUGCCACUAGCUCUAUGGGUGCCGUGACAGCCCUCACCUUGGGCGUUGCCUUCAGCGGUUUCGCCAUAUCCGGGUACAACGUCAAUCAUCUGGACAUCGCGCCCCGCUACGCCAGUAUCCUGAUGGGCAUGUCCAACGGCAUCGGAACCAUCGCCGGGCUGAUAUGCCCGAUUGCGAUUGACCAUCUCACGAGGGGACAGCCAAAAUCCUGUUGGUCUACGGUUUUCACGAUAGCCGCGACAGUCCAUCUGGUCGGAAUCACCUUCUAUGGGAUAUUUGCUUCCGGCGAGCUGCAACCCUGGGCUGAACCACAGGUCGAAGAGCAAAAAGCCUGGGAUCCGAUGGCCAGCGGCUACGAAAAGGAAACCACCUUCAACGACACCAGCGGAGGGGCAGCUCCCGGACCCGGGGCGGCCAUGUUGGAUCCGAACAGUGCUCGGCCUGCCGGAUACGGCGCAACGGCCCAACAUGUGGCCAACAAUCCGUUCGCUUAUCCGAAUGUAAUCAGCGAGGAAACCGUCCAACCGGAAGCCCGAGACACGUAUCUGCACGGAAAUCCAAACGAGCGCACAUAUUGACCUGUGUCUCCGGGAGGAUUUCGAAAGACGGUUACGUUCAGUGAGGAGUAGAUAGUGCUUUUCUUGAAGUUUCGCGAAAAUAUCUGUAACAUAAAGUGUACGUUGGACCUCUGAAAAGCCACGAGGCGAUAACAAUGGAACUAUAUUAGACGUUAUGGAAAACUGUUCAAAUUCAACACACAAAAAUACUUAUACUAUUAAUUCUGCUUUGUUUAUUGUGAUCUUAGGUAGAAGAACUUUAAUUCUACUUAUACUUGAGAGUAUUCUAACGAAUAGCGGAAUAUAUUCGAAUGCAAAUAAAAUCAGUAUUUAUCGUAAAAUGUAUAUCAAACAAAUUUAGCUCUAGUUUAACUCGAGAAAUGGAAAAAAUAACUCUCAAAUGAUUACUAUCGAUGGAAACGACAAAAAAGGAAAUAAAAACCCUGCUUAAGCAAUUACACUUUAGAUAGAACAAAAACAAAAACAAAAACAAAUACAAAAACACGAAUGCUAACUCAAGCAGAUCUUAGAAAAGUAUGUGUUAGAAUGUUGAAAUUAACUUUCACUUAGAAUUUCAUUUUCAUCGUUUAGCCAUAGAAAAUCAUCGAAAUCACUCCAAAUCAUAAAAAGAAAAAAAAUUGUAAAUAAUUAUGUAAAUCAAUGAUGGACUGCGUUCCACAAAAUUUCAACAGAACUACAAAUGAAACGUGUAGAGCAAUUGUUAAUACAAAGCACUCAGAUAAUAAUAAUUUUAAAUCAUAAAAUCAACUAAGUGUUCAAAUUGUACCCUCUAAUAACAACCGUUUGGCAGAAUAUCCGUAAACUCUUAGAAAACUGUCUGUAUCCUGGAUCAAUAGAGAAAAAAACCAAUCAACUCAAAACCGGUCGGUUUGUAAAAACGAAAACAAUUUCUUUCAAACUAAAAGAGUCAAUUUCGGGAAUAAAUGUAAACGGUGUAUUAAAGCAUAAAUCCAAAAACACAGAAAUGUAACGAAAUAUCUAACUAAUACCAAAUCAACCAACUCUUCAUGUGAAACAGUUGCUGAAGAAAUAAGCAGAAUAUGUUAAUUUCUGCUGACGAGAGAAAAAAAACGGUGUAUAUUAUAAUGAAUCCGAUUUGAAACAGUCGAGCUGCACAGAUUAGGACAAAUAAAUCUAUUGAAAUCGUAAAAUUUAAGGAGCGAAAAACUCCAGAAGCUCGGGGUAUGUCUAGAUUGAAGGAGGUAGAUUAAAAAUGAAAAAAAUAUGGAUGAAAGCAAUGAUUGAGCGAGAAAA